Messenger RNA from Opisthorchis viverrini, 2027 nucleotides. RefSeq lists its product as hypothetical. NCBI's taxonomy places the organism in Eukaryota, Metazoa, Platyhelminthes, Trematoda, Opisthorchiida, Opisthorchiidae. Gene Ontology annotation, molecular function: L-glutamate gamma-semialdehyde dehydrogenase (NAD+) activity. The transcript is spliced from 13 exons. Gene Ontology annotation, cellular component: mitochondrial matrix. The record is from RefSeq and is a predicted model, not a curated record. The coding region runs from base 1 to 1836 and encodes 611 amino acids.
AUGCGAAUCCUCGCGCUGGCGAGCAUACUGCCCCGCGCUGAGAACAUAACGAGCAGUGCUACACCCUUUUUUCACUUGUGCCUUUCAGGUGAACGACAGCCACUGACCGACAAGAACAAAACCGACCCGGGAAACUUGGGCAAAAGCCUCGAUCCUGUGUAUCAAUCCGUGAAUCCAUCUCCAGUUAGGCAAGCCGGAGUUCCACUGGUGACUCGCAUUGCUUCCCUGUCAUACAAAGCCACCAAUGAGCCAUUUUUGCAAUACAAACGUGGUAGUGCCGAGAGACAACAGCUGGAUUCAACUAUGCAGUCUAUGUUAUCUCAAGCACCUUUUGAAGUGCCCUUAUGUAUUGGCGCAGAAGAACUGACGUCAUCAGAAGCUAAGAAGCAAGUCCUGCCCUUUGACCACGGACGCACAUUAGCCAACUACUACUAUGCAACCGAACAGCAAAUUGACCAAGCUAUUGCGGUUGCCUUGAAAGCUCGACACUCCUGGUCUCGCACCAGUUUUGAUGAACGUGCUGGCAUAUUUCUCAAAGCCGCUGAUAUAAUCAGUGGUAAAAGACGUUGUGAAAUUUUGGGCUCUACCAUCCUCGGUCAAGCAAAAACCAUUUUCCAAGCGGAGAUUGAUGCGGCUGCCGAACUCGCCGAUUUCUUACGCUUCAACGUUCAGUUCGCCUCGGAAGCACUCAAAUAUCAGCCAAUCAGCACACCCGAUGCACAAAAUCGGGUGGUAUACCGUCCGAAUGAGGGAUUUUGGGCAUCCAUUCCACCCUUCAACUUCACUGCGAUUGGUGGUAACCUGGCCAGCGCCCCAGCACUAAUGGGAAACGUGGUUUUGUGGAAACCGUCCGACACAGCGGUUUAUUCAAACUAUGUAGUUUACCGAAUUUUCCGUGAGGCUGGUCUACCCCCUGGCGUUAUCAAUUUCGUUCCUGCUGAUGGGCCAACAUUCGGGCGGGUGGUGACCAGACAUGCGCAACUGGCUGGGGUGAAUUUUACAGGCAGUACAAAAACGUUCCGGCACAUUUUGAAAGAAAUUGCCAAUAAUUUGACAAACUAUCGUGGCUAUCCACGUGCUAUUGGGGAAUGUGGUGGUAAAAACUAUCAUUUUGUACACCCAUCUGCCGAUUUGGAAGCGGCCGCCGUGAGUACCAUCCGCAGUGCUUUUGAAUAUUCCGGCCAGAAGUGCAGUGCAUGUAGCCGUCUGUAUGUACCAGUCUCUCUGUGGCCAAAACUGCGCAGCUUGCUACUCGAGCACCAUCGCCAGCUAAAAGUCGGUUCACCCUUGGAUGUGGAUACAUUCACUUCGGCGGUUAUCGAUCGUGCGGCUUUCGACAAAAUCUCGGGCUACCUGAACCAUGCCAAGUCCUGUCCAGAUAUCGAGGUGAUUGCUGGUGGAGGCACAGACGACAAGACAGGCUAUUUCAUUGAACCGACUAUCUUGCUCACGAAGAAUCCCUUGGAUAAAAUCAUGAAAGAUGAUAUAUUCGGACCGAUUGUCUGUGCCUACUUGUACGAGGACAGCAAGGUGGACGAAACAUUGGAUUUGCUUGACUCCACAACCGAUUACGCUCUCACGGGUUCUGUAUUUGCCAAAGACGAGGCAUUUAUUAAAAAAGCCACAGAUCGAUUGAUCGAUACUGCCGGAAACUUUUAUGUGAACGUACAAUCUACGGGGUCUGUCGUUGGACAACAACCGUUUGGUGGAGCGCGGCUUUCCGGGACGAACGACAAAGCUGGAGGCCCACAAUACACGCUACGAUUUACAUCCCCGAUCUCCAUCAAAACUCAGCAACUUCCAGUCGCUUCGUGGAAACAGGCCCAUAUGCUCUAAUUGGCACUGUAAUGUUGAUCCGAAGGACUUCACUCUCAUGUGUCUCAGUUGUCAGUUUUUUGUUAACUUGAAAUUUCUCCCUAUUAGCUUCCGUUUUUGCUAUUUGAAAAUAUUUUAAAGUCGCUGGCUUGCUUGAACUAUUGGGUUCUUGAUCCGGCAAAGCUGCUUUGUAAUACAUGGAUUGUCCGUAA